Bacillus rossius redtenbacheri is the source of this 2103-nucleotide messenger RNA. Its product is annotated as NADP-dependent malic enzyme-like. Gene Ontology annotation, biological process: malate metabolic process; pyruvate metabolic process. Gene Ontology annotation, molecular function: malate dehydrogenase (decarboxylating) (NADP+) activity; NAD binding. The record is from RefSeq and is a predicted model, not a curated record. The coding region runs from base 978 to 1415 and encodes 145 amino acids. Lineage: Eukaryota; Metazoa; Arthropoda; Insecta; Phasmatodea; Bacillidae. Gene Ontology annotation, cellular component: mitochondrion. The transcript has 6 exons.
CUCAGGGUAUAAUGGGGUUAUUGUGUAACAACGUGGUUAUUUUACCAUUAAAAUGGUUAUUUCUUGUGUCGCGUAUGGUUGUACGCAAACAUUUAAAAAAGGAAGUAAUAUUUCAUUUCACAGGUGAGUUAAGACAAGUUACAUUUGUAAGACCAUUAAGUAUUUAAUAGGUACGUCAGCACUCGGCAUUGUGUAGAUUUAUAUUACUAUAGGGUUUAAGAAAUCGAAUGUGAAUUAUUGCCAUACAGUAUUACUACUAUGUAAUCGUAAUAACGUUAUAUAGUUUCACUCGCUGAUAGUUACAUUAAACACGACCAUGUCUAUUACUAGCUAGUAAUCCCAAGGAUGCAUUGUUUAUUGUUUACAAAUUUAAUCGGGUCUAGUCUGUUUUACGAUAUCAGGUUCCUAAUUGGUUAAAAAACUAUUGUAGGAGAAAUGAAUGACGUCAUAGACGUUUAUAGUAAUGAGUGUAGUAGUCAUGAGAGAAGACGAAGGUCGUGUUUAUUUGUAUUGAAAUAAUACAAUGGCACAGUGUAGUUGUGAUUGUUGUAAACGGGUAAGAGACGGUUCGUGUUUAAUAAAUUAAAAACAGGAAUGAAUAAAUAAAAUUUUGCGUGAAUUUAAUAUAUACAAGAGAUAUUGACACAAUGAUUAUUGUCAUAUAGUCAUGAAAGCUUUCCUGUAGAUGAAAAAAGACGGAGCCAAUGGAUCUUGUCUUUAAAGAGAGAAAAAUUUACUCCUAGUCGACAUUCCAGACUGUGCUCAAAGUAUUUUCUUCCAGAAUGCUUCGACAAUGAAGCAUUUGGCUUGGGAAGAAAACUGAAGCCAGAUUCCAUACCGUCAGUUUAUAAUUUCUCUGCACAUUUACUCUUGGACAAAAUGAAGAGGAAACCUCCAGUUGAAAGAACCAAACAUGAAGCUUCAAAAGUUAUAAGGGCUGAGCAGUGUUUGCCAGUGGCUCACCGUUUCCUCCGGUGAUGUACAACGGGAAGACCUACCCAGGGCAAGGUAACAACUCGUACAUCUUCCCUGGGGUGGCCCUGGGGGUGAUCUGUGCAGGAGUGACACACAUCAGUGAUGAGGUGUUCCUGAUCGCUGCCCAGGCACUGGCGAACUUGGUGACGCCCGCUGACCUCGAUCUGGGCGGCUUGUACCUUCCGCUCAGCAAGAUCAAGGAGUGCUCCAUUGAGAUCGCUACCAAGAUAGCAGAAUGCGCAUACGACCAAGGUGUGUUCUCGUUCUACCCGGAGCCUACAAACAAAGGGAAGUUUGUGAGGAGCUGCCUGUACAACUACACUUACGAAAAGUCUGUACUGCCAACCACGUUCUCCUGGCCCAGAAAUAAAUUAAUCAAGACAACUAUCAAGAGACCAGAAUGCAGAAAGCCUGCCGACUGGAGCCAUGAAGAGAGCUGACCUGCAGCCGACUAGAUGAAUGAUGCAGAUUGUUGGUAGUAUCAUGAUGAAGACAGCCAGUCAGAAGCGACUGGAUGAUUUUAUUAGGGUAGCCAGCGGACUGAACGGAUGGAAGAAUGUAGACAGCCGGAUGGAUGGAUGGAUGGAUGCUCAGACUGCAGCAGCCUGUGAUUGUAAUAAUUGUCUAUGGGUACUUAAAUUCUAUCACAAAUCAACACAGCACAAAAUGUCAUGGAUGUCUGCAGAUAAGGGAACAUAUCCAUGUUAAAAACAGACCAGUGUGUGAUGCAUGCUGUAUGUUACAGAAGUUUUUAGCCACUUCCCUGGUGCAUCAACUAGCCUGCCCAGCCCAUCUACUCAGUGGUAUGGAAAUGCAGGCUAGAAGGAUACAUCCAUCACAUAUCUCCUGGAGUUAAAGCGAAGCCUAUUUUAUCAAGUGGCACAUUCUGAUGUUACAUAACAGCUGUAAGUGUGCAUACAAGUGAUAAUUACUUGAAUAACAUUUUACUGCUGUUAUAUGACAUAAUAAGUACAUCUUCAGAAAAUUUUGUGAGCAAACAAUUGUGAGGAAGAUAUUGUAAAUUGUUAAGAUAAACACAUGUCAUGCAAGAUGUAAACUGUUACUUACUGCAAAUAACGACAAAUGAUUUUGUAUUUUGCUGGUGCAAAUAAAAUGUUAUAUAUUGAA